Messenger RNA from Hibiscus syriacus, 1328 nucleotides. RefSeq names its product craniofacial development protein 1-like. The coding region runs from base 146 to 1012 and encodes 288 amino acids. Lineage: Eukaryota; Viridiplantae; Streptophyta; Magnoliopsida; Malvales; Malvaceae. The transcript has 5 exons. The record is from RefSeq and is a predicted model, not a curated record.
UGUACUUUCUCACACUUUCUCGCAAGGGUUUCCAGUUUUCUCUGAUUUUCUCGUUUUGUUUCCACCCAAACAGCGCCUUCAGCUGAACCUUUCAGAAAUUUGGAUUUUCUCUCUUCCAAACAAAACCCUAAAUUUGGUCUCAACAAUGGCUACGACUUCGAAUGCCCCUCACGACUCAGGUAGUGCAAAUGGAAAAGAGGUUACAAUGAACAAGUCUGGGAAAGAAGAUGCUAUGGCUUUGAAUUCAGAGAUCCAAUGUGCAAAUACUGAGGCGGAAUCACGGGUGGAAUCGAUGUGGGAGCAAAUGAAUAAGGGAAUACCUAAGAAUGCUCUGAGACAAUUUUCGAGCAGUAAUACUUCAGCCACACCCACACAUAAAGUUUCACAAAAACCUUCAAACAAUUGGAUGAACUAUCUGCAAAUGAAACCGGCAUCGCCUGCGGGAUAUCAAGAAAGAAAGACAGAGGCAAAGGCUUCGAGCGAGACCAAAGAAAAUGUUGCCGAAAAUAAGGAUAAAGCGCUAAAGGAAACUACUGUAGUCCAGAACAAUAUCAGUGAAGAGGCAAAGAAGAUUGCAGCUGCUUCCCUCUCAGCAGUGAAAGAUGCGGCUGCCGCUGCAGCAGCUGCCUCAAAUAGAGGGAAAAUCGAGAUAACUGAGGUUCGAGACUUUGCUGGUCAAGAUAUUGAAAUUAAAAAACGAAUCCAUGCCGAUUCAAAAGAGGCAGCUGAAAAGGCAAAAACUACACGUUCUGCAGUUGAUGCCAUUCUUGAACAAAUCAAGAAGAAGCAAAAGCUCAGUGUGCUUGACAAUACGAAAAAAGAUUGGGGAGAAUUCAAGGAAGAAAAUCAGGGGAUGGAGGAGGAACUGGAUGCAUAUAAGAAGAGUUCUAACCAGUAUUUGGAUAAGGUUUCUUUCUUGCAGAGGACUGACUAUCGCGAAUUUGAGAGGGAGAGAGAUGCUAGGCUUGCUCUACAGGCUAGGAGGAGACCGGAAAUGCGGGAGGACCCUUGAAUGCGUACAUCCUUAAGUUUCUUUUUCUUGGUCCACCAUGCCGAAAGCUACUGUUGGAAAGACUCAGAGUUGUUGAGAACUGAACAGGGGCCUUUUAUUCCCAUGAUUAGUAUGGAAACCUAGAGCAAAGACAUUUCUGAGUGAAUAUUUUCCUAGUGAAUGUUUUCUAGUUCCCUCUUCUUUCCCCCCAUCGAAUCAUGUUUGUUAUUGCACAGCUGUUUGGUUGAAGCGUAGACAUCACCUGUACCUUUGGUUUCUGUUAAGAAAGAAUAUAUCCUGUACCCCGGUGUAAAACGACAUCAUAUUGGUUCUUUUU